AUGGCUAGGAGCGUCCACGUCAGAGACGCUUUGCUCGUGAUCAUAGGGGCAUUCUCCUUUAUCACACUCCUUUAUUUCUGGACCAGCUUUGCUCCGAUUCCGCAUCGACCCAUUGUUCCAAGCGGGCAGCCUCACCACGACUCUGGAUUCUACGAAGAAUGGAUACCACCAGAUGGGCACUCAAUUCCUGCUAGCAAGCCAAUGAAUAGCUCACGAGCGUUUGGAGUCGUGCAUGGUGAAAAGCAACCGCGGACAAAGGUCAUCAAUCAUGCGCCUGGGUGGACCAUGUUUGAUAAUAUAUACAUGUCUGCUGGGACAAUGUUUGUCGUAGCGGAUGCGGAACAAGAGAUGGUCGAGAAGGAUGGCUGGUAUAACGGCUAUCCGCUCCGGCGGAUGAUGAUAUCGACUGGGAAGCCAGCCUAUGCUACCGAAGAGAGCAUGAAAGAGCGUGAACCCUCUGACAAAGAUUUAUUCUUCAUCUCGCGGGAAGAGGCGGUGUCGCGUUGGGGUGAUCAAGUUUACGAAAUCGAAGGACACUCUUGGUUGUUCUGGGAAGCACCUCAGUUCUACUCACAUUUUUACCAUUUCGUGGCAGAAAGCCUUUUUGGGUUCUGGGCAUUUCACGCCGGAACGCUCGACGCGCAUAUUACCGCUCGAGGAGAGACGACCGCACCGCUGCCGUCGAGAGCCAUAUUCCCUUUUUGCAAACCAGAGAAUAUUCGCGACUCUUCAAAGUUCAACAUGCUAUAUAUGAAAGCUGCGUUUCCCGCUACGACACUCGAGACGAGCAGCGACUGGGAAGAUCGAAUCCACUUUACGCGUGACGGGACGCGUGCAUGGCGCUUCGCGCACGCGACAUUGGGCGAUCGCUCGGCUUCAUUUCGUGGACGAAUAUGCGGCCUGCAGAAUCAACGUAUCGCGGCAGAGGCCCGUCAAGUGACAGAGGCCCGUACGACACGAUGGUGGUGGGAGCCCAUCCGACGUGCAGUGCUUCGCCAUGCGCGUGUGUCAGAGGAAAUCAUUGACAUUGUCAUAAACAGCAACGCGAGGUUCGAUGAUGCUCCGACAACGGGAGGAAUUGGAGGAGAGAUGAGGUCGAUCCCGAAAAAAGAGACGCCAAUCGUGAUCACGUAUAUUAACCGACAAGGAGGGCGCCGCAGUCUACUAGAGGACGACCACAUUCGGCUUGUUACGGAGCUCACCCGGCUCUGCGAGAAGCGAGGAUGGGAAUUCAACCACGUAAAGGCACAGCUACUCACUCAAGAAGAACAACUUGCGCUGGCCGCAAAGACGACUGUUCUAGUGGGCGUUCACGGCAAUGGCCUGACCCACCUCUUGUCAAUGGCGCCUACCAUGCUCUCGACAGUGGUCGAGAUCUUUGGAAAGCCUGGAUUCGCCCAUGACUAUGAAUGGACGGCCCGUACGUUGGGUAUGAAGCAUUAUGGGAUCUGGAACGAUACCACGCUCGAGCAUCCCCAUUAUCCCGAGGCAAAGACUCCAGAAAAGGAGUUUCAAAGCAGCAGCAUCCCCGUUCAGGGCGACCUGGUGGCGAGGACCAUCGAGAUUCGUGUGGACAGUGUGCUGUCCCUGCUGCAACAAUCCGAUUGA
Messenger RNA from Serendipita indica DSM 11827, 1608 nucleotides. The record is from the annotation of a GenBank genome assembly. NCBI's taxonomy places the organism in Eukaryota, Fungi, Basidiomycota, Agaricomycetes, Sebacinales, Serendipitaceae.